UACAUCUGUGCAGUGUGUAUGGAGACAGUGACAUACAUGAAGCAUUACUGUUCGAGUCUGGAGAUCACAACUUCUGCAUCUUUUCUCUCAUGUUUUCUUCGGACAACAAGGAGAUUCUUGGAGGGGCAGUUAAUGGAUACCUGUAUGUUUAUGACAGAGAAGCAAACAAGAGGACUUUAAAGAUUAAUGCACAUGAUGAUGAUGUGAAUACUGUGAGGUUUGCAGAUGAGAGCUCUCAGAUUUUGUACAGUGGAGGAGAUGAUGGUUUGUGUAAAGUUUGGGACAGACGAACUCUCAGAGAGCAGAAACCUGUGCCAGUUGGAACAUUAUCUGGCCAUGUUGAUGGGAUCACUUACAUCGACUCAAAGGGUGAUGCCCGUUUUUUCAUUUCCAACUCUAAGGACCAGAGUAUAAAACUGUGGGAUAUUCGAUAUUUCUCUGAUCAGAAAGGAAUUACAGAAACCAAGAAAGCAGUGGCUAAUCAGAACUGGGACUACCGGCUGCAGCAAGUACCAAGAAAAAUGAGCAGACCACUGAGCUUGAAAAGUGACUCUUCUGUGAUGACCUAUAGGGGUCACUGUGUUCUAAAAACUCUCAUCAGAUGCAAGUUCUCACCAGAAGCCAACACUGGCCAGAGAUACAUCUACACUGGUUGUGCUUCUGGAAAUGUUGUUGUUUAUGAUGUUCUGACUGGUGCCGUGGAAAGCAGGUUGAAAGGUCACACUGCCUGUGUACGUGAUGUGUCCUGGCACCCGUACAAGAACAUCAUUAUAAGCACCUCG
This is a messenger RNA of Candidula unifasciata, 782 nucleotides long. The record is from the annotation of a GenBank genome assembly. NCBI's taxonomy places the organism in Eukaryota, Metazoa, Mollusca, Gastropoda, Stylommatophora, Geomitridae.